UUCUCAUUUUCAGCUGCUUGUCCGACUCUUCAAGCUGCCCUUUUCCCACUGUUACUCGCAAACUUCCUUGAUUUUCUGAAAAAGGUGCCAAGGAGGCUAAUAUAUAUAAAGGGGCGGGUGCAUAAUUGAAGAUUAAAGAACAAAUAAAUAAUAAAACAAACCCCUCGAUGAAGUUAGGAAGGUGAUUUAUUUAAUGGUGGGGGAAAUAAUCUCUUUAUAUUCCAUGCAUGCUGGAGCCCUUUGAAGGAUGUGGUGCAAUUUUCCUUGCGCGAUACAGGAACAUAAAGCCAAACAUGUGUAGAUCACUGGAAGCAUCGGAUUGAGUCUGAUUUUCAGUCUUCAGGUUUGGAUUAUUGCUUUAGUGGAUUAUUCUAAGGUAAUAAUAUUAACGAUAAUCAGCCUCAUCAUCAUAAUUAUGUUCGGGAAUCCCGAUUUUCGCACCACCGGUUUGUCACCGGAGGAUUGACGUGCGGGGGAAGAAUAAUUAUCCCAAGUUGUGCGAACGCAGACGUUGGAUUAUACACACCGUUCUUACCUGCUUUCCUCGCCCUUUUGGAAAUAUCAUGAUUUUUAUUAACAUUUUCAGCGUUAUUCUACUUUUAGAUAAAAUUCUACAAGGUGUGAGCAGCUCAUCAGCACUGUCCAGCACUGGAACACAGGGAUGGAGGACUCCAGUGGACUGUGUCAGAGCAAAUGAGCUGUGCACUGUUGAUUCGCAGUGUAGCUCUCGGUAUCGGACCCUACGCCAGUGUUUGGCUGGGCGCGAUAGGAAUACCAUGCUUGCCAAUAAGGAGUGUCAGGCUGCCCUGGAGGUCCUCCAGGAGAGUUAUCUCUAUGACUGCCGUUGCAAAAGGGGAAUGAAGAAGGAGCUUCAGUGUUUACAGAUUUAUUGGAGCAUUCACCUGGGUUUAACUGAAGGAGAAGAAUUUUAUGAAACAUCCCCCUAUGAGCCUGUCAGUUUCCGUCUCUCUGAUAUAUUCCGAUUGGCCUCCAUCACUUCAGAUCGCUGUUCAGAUACUGGAAAACCCUGUAACCCUUGCCUGGAUGCUGCUAAGACCUGCAAUUUAAAUGAAAACUGCAAAAAACAACGAUCCCUCUAUAUCUCCACGUGUAUCCGGUAUAACCCUUCCCAAGAGUCAUGUAAUCGACGAAAAUGCCACAAGUCACUGCGUCAGUUUUUUGACCGAGUGCCAACAGAGUACAGCUAUCAGCUCCUCUUCUGCUCCUGCCGGGACCAAGCAUGUGCCGAGCGAAGGAGACAAACGAUUGUGCCAGGAUGCUCUUAUGAAGAAAAAUCUAAACCUAACUGUCUAGAUUUAAGAAGUUUAUGCCGAGGCGAUCAUGUUUGCAGGUCAAGAUUAGCUGACUUUCAUAUGAAUUGUCAGACAACCUUCCAUUCCAUCACAUCUUGCCCAAAUGAUAACUACCAAGCAUGUCUGGCUUCCUACACCGGACUUAUUGGGUUUGAUAUGACGCCCAACUAUGUCGACUCCAGCCACACUAACAUUGUAGUUGCCCCCUGGUGCUCGUGUAAAGGAAGUGGCAAUCGGGAGGAGGAAUGUGAAAAAUUUUUAAGGGAUUUCACAGAAAAUACCUGCCUUCGAAAUGCAAUUCAGGCAUUUGGGAAUGGCACAGAUGUCAACAUUAUCCCAAAAACGCCUUCCAUUACUACAUUGUCGACACCAGGCCAGGAACGAGAAGAAUGCUCUGAGUCAUUUGGGAAUCCCAAUGAUAUCAAGCAAAAAGAUGAUGCCUGUGCUUUCACCACUUGUAGUAAUAUUCAAGACAGUGGAACAAAGUGCAACGGCUCAAAGGAACAAAGAUUCUUCCAACCUGAGAACCAAGUGGACCCUCCUAAGUCUGGCACUCCUUCAGAAAUGGAAAACCUUUCAGAAUCUGGCAGUAAGGACGAUAUCAGUUCAGCCCAAGUCCAGCUGUGCAGCAGUGCUGUGUUUCUAAUGGCAUCCUGCGUAACUGUGAAACUGGUUUUAUAAAGAUCAAGUUGAAACUUCAUAAAACAACAUGCUUAUAAGCAGACCCAGAGCGAGGGAACUGUGAUUUUAUUCACAUUUAUGUUUCAAAUAUGAGCUUUUCUGAAGACAAAUAACAGAGUACACAAGGCAUAACAGUCAUGACGACUAACUGCCAUGGUUUAGACAAGCUCUUGAUUCCAAAGUAAAGACCUACUGAAACACAGAACAGUUCAUAGCAGGGUCAUACUUCCUUUGGCUGCUUUGGGAUCAUUCCCAUGAUUCAGCCAAAUACAAUUUGUGCUUAUUUAGAGGGACUGUUUAUUUACAUUUACAGAUAAGUGCAAUGACCUUGAAAAAUCAAAAGACAAAAAUGAUACAUUUGGAUAAGUUGGAUCGGCGUGCACUGUGAACAAAGGAUCUGCCCCGUGUUUGUUUCCCCACAUGGCAUGCAGCCUGGAGGGAGUUCAUCUGCAGACAACAGUGCUAUCAUUUUUCAAUAUAUUAUUUUCUUUAUGUUUUUUUUUUAUAAGUUAGUUGCCCAGAUAUAUUCUAUUCAAAAAAGUAAUUUUGGUAUUAUCAUUAUUAUGUCAACAUAAUUUGUAAGUACUGAAUUAUACAGUAAACUGAUAUAAGAAUAUGUAACAUUUACACAUGUGUAAAAUAAACACAUUUAUAUAUACGUACUGUAUAUCAUAAAACAAAUGUGUGUACCAGAAAGUGCUUAAGCAAGGAAAUUUAAACAAAAGGAAAUUCCCUGUAGCUAUUUUUAUUAAUAUGCAAAUUUGCAUUAUCCUAUUCAGUACUGUUCUUAAAUGUAAGUCUCUUCACAGUGGACUGGCUCAGAGCGCUUUACAGAUUUACAAAUAUAAAUCAGCUACCUUUUCAUUAUAUCAGCAUUACUAACAAUGCCUUUAACAGUAGCAGGUACUUUUGAGCAGAACUCUUAUUUUUAGGAGAAAUGGCUUCAGAAUUCUCUUAGACAGCAGCAUAUUCAUGGUAUGUACGAGUCUAUUGGGAAGAUGACCAAUUAGCUUAAAAUAAUCAUUCAGUUUUAGACUAAUUAUUUUUCUCAGACUAAUGUAAUGCAGCACAGUGACUUUUCUUUUGGUCAAUCAUUACUCAUAUAUAUUUAUAUAUACAUAUAAAUCAUAUAUCUCAAGCUUUACCAUACUAUAUUGUGCUCUACUCAAGUGAAUAAGCACUUGUUUUGCAUAUAAAGCGGAGAUUGUUCUACUAUACAUUCAAGGUCAUAUUUUACUGAUUGUAUUUUUAUUGCCUUAUGCAUGGUCAGGCUGACUGAGUAAAUGGAACCUAAAAUAUUUACUAUAGGAUAAUCACCUCAUUUAAAUUGCUAAUUAAAAACACGUUAUUGUUUCAGCUCUUCCUAUUUUUACACAAAACACAUUUUUCUAAAGAACUCCCAGAACGUGUGCAUCCUGCCAUGCAAUCCAAGAUUCUAAAUUACUGAAGUAACAAUGGAUUUCACCUUGUAUACCUAUCAAUAAACAAACAAUAAUAAUCUAAAAUGCUACAACAAGUAAUAUUUCUCGCCAACAUUCUCAUUAUCAAGCAGCAUUACAGUUUGCCAUUUCUUUCCAUUGCUUGCAAUAUAAAUAAAACACUUCUAUUCUAUGGUGAAACUCCUAUCCUUCACUAAUAAUAGUAUUAAUAAUUUUGAAACAUGAAAUGUUUGAUAAUCAUUGCUUCCAUUUCUUACUCCCUGCUCUGUCUAUAGAUUCAGAUUAUGGAAACACAUAUGAUAUUCUCAUUUCAUGAAAAUGAAAUUGAUUUGAAACUGUUAAAUUGUGUCUUUUCAGUUCUUUGUUAAGGUAAACCUCAAUUCUAAACAGCAAUUGCGUCUCGUUGGUUGUACUCUGUGUAAACAUAUUUGUAAAAUAUCCGGUUUGUUUAGCUCAUUUCGACUUGCCAGGAGAGGGUUUGAAAGGGAUGAAUUUGGAAAUAUUUUGGCAGCCCUUUUAGCACAUUAAUGUAAGGAUUGCGGUCUUCCUGACUGAUACGGAGCGCCUGUUGCUUUUUCCUUGACUUUGAUUUUCUUCUCAUGAAAGCAAAUAAAAUUUUGUAAAUAUUUCAAUAUCAUUAUCGACACAAUAAAAACAUAUAAUAAUUCAGUCUAAUGUGAAAGGUGUGUUUAACUAUUUUUGUACCAAAAUCUGCAGUAUUAACACUGUAACUGCCCACUGAAUGUUAACAGUUGCAAUCUGCUCUUCCGUAUAUGCUUACUGUUAAAUUGGCCAAAGUACACACACCUUCAAAGCAAUUUCUCCUGUAACAGGCUUUAAUUUUUAUUUGGCCUCUUCAAUGCUCUCUUCUGUUUAAAGGCAAUUUCUUGUUAUUUGUUUUACAUUCAUUUAUCGUCGGAGUGAGAUAUUCCAUUUCUUAAGAUAGGUGUGAUACUCUGCUUUUCCUGCACUCCCAUUAACAUCCUCCUUGUAGGACUGUACCAUAGCUGUAAAGCAAGUGUUCUUUCCGAUUAAAUAUUUUAGCAGGUGCCAUUACUCAAGACAACUUAAAUGGUCUCUGCACAUGGCAAUUUUAACAUAUAUUUUUUUACAAGUAAAUCAAGUGAAAUGAUUUAGGAGACAGUGAGUCAGAAGUGAGAUAUGAAGUGGCAACUUUGUAUGUUAAACUCUAGUGGCAUGACUACUAGGCCACAAUGACUGUUUCUUGUAUUCUCUCUAUCCAUAAUACAUAUCAUUUUAGAUUUUCUUCUGUCUGUUUGUCUCUCUCUAAAUCUACAGUAAAUAUAGUGUAUAUAUUGUACACAUACUGUAUAUCAGUUUCUUCACCUGCUUAAACUAGUGCAGUAUUGCAGAAAGCUACAGUCUAUCAGACACAACUCUGGAAACAAAACGAGUCCAUCAUGGCACACACGUAUUCACCGUGGAGUACUGCCCUGGAAGAGGAAGAAUGUGCAAAUGCAAAUACAGUCAUUGGUUCUUUUGGAUUUAAAUUUGAACGAUUGCAGCUGUAAGUCAGCAGGGAAGUCCACUCCACCGAUGCCCCACCCUGUUUCAGAAAUAUGCACAGAUAACACAAUACCAUUUCAUUUUUGUAUUGCAGGGACCUUCCAAUUUAAUUUAUUUCAUAUUAAUCGUUUAUUUCUAGAUUAAUUUUAGGCACAUACCUGUACAUAAGCUUCAUAUAAUAAUUUCUUCAAUUUCUUUAUGAUUCUGUCGAGAACCAAGAGUCAAUUCUAGCAGCAGUGGGAAAAGAAAGAUCCAAAGCUAAUCAGGAAACCAUAUCAUUACACUCGGACACUUUCCUACACUCACUCAUUCACUCUUAUAGGGCCAAAGAUAACUGAAUAUGCAUACAUUCGAUCUGAGUGAUUCUGUUACAGUGUUAUGGAUUGUUAUUGAAUUGGAACAGAAUAACUUUAACUGAAAUGGCCUGUGGAAGAAAAAUAAACCACAUUAAUUCAUUAACAAAAUAGAAUUUCUUUAUUGAUGGACCGAGAAUCCCUUUUGAAUUCUGGAAAUUUGCUAUCUUUACCCUUUUAAAGGUUCCCAAAUCUGCUUAUAUCCAUCUUCCUUAUGUCAUACAUGGUGUGGUGAUAACACAAAAUACCAGUACAUGAAACAAUGAAAAAUCAGGAUAUACAGUAUAUGGUACUCUUUAUAGCUCCACAAAUAUUUUUUGCUUGUUAUUUAGAGAAAUAAUUAGUCCUUUUUCUAUCUUUUAAAGUUUUACACCCUGAGUUAGAAUUGUAAACAGGACGUUGGCCCGUCUCUUACAGACAUGUAGAAAUGAAAUUUAUUCUAAGGUUGAUAUUUCUUGUAGAAGUUACCACAUUCAAGAAGGAUACCAAUAUUUCCUGGUAGAAACCAGCUUUGCAAUUUCUCGUAAAUUUGCAAAGACGGGCUCAUACAAAUAAUAAUUAAUAUUUAAAAAAAUCUUUCACAUGUAUGUAAUGACAAAGAAAUCAUUUAAAAAACCUAUUCAUACAAUUUAAUGGUAACAUAGUAACAUAUAUAAAUAAAGAUAAGAAUACAUAAAAGUCAUAACUGUAACAUUUCAUUGUAUGUCUUUUGUAUUCUCAAGCAUUUUUUGUUCAUUGGAAAUAAGGGCAACAACGCAUUUUCUUCAGUGUUCCAUGAUGAGUUGAAAACACUACAUAUGUAUUUUUAAAUCUAAAUGCAAAACACUUUUAAAAAUAGUCACAUGAAAGCAUUUGUGGCCUUUCACCUCAAAGAGAAACUGCAUAGUUGAAGGGGUACAAGAAUUUGGUAUAUUCUGUUGGUGUUCCCAAAUACUUACCAGAUGUACAAGUUGCUACUGAAGUUGUAUGAAAGAGUUGUUAUAUGAAAUAUUUUUGAUGGCUCUGUAAAUAAUUGAUCCUUGGCAAAGCAAAAUUAAAUAUGAAGAUUUCAAGUAACAUUUCUGGGGUCUUAACAAGGCAAUCUUUGUUCAUCAACUUCUAUAUGGAGGAACAUCUUGAAAAUGUCUUUGUGGAAGGUAAUGGGACAGCCUGCAUUCUAAAAACAAAGAGGACUUUUACUUAGUUUUCAGGGAAUUCAGACAAUGGUAAGGGUAUCUUUGGAGCAAAUGUUUUUUUAAAAUUUUGUGCACAUACAGUACUUUUGUGUGAGUUUUCAUUUUUUUAGUGCUCAGUGGUUAUCUUUUGGUGUACAUGCACAAACACAUAUACACACACAGGAUAGCAAAUGAGAAACACAAAUGAUAAAUGCUGCGUACUAAAAAAUGGGUCAACUUGUACUUGUUUUGGUAUAGUAUUGAUGAAUUCCAAAUAUAUACAGUAUAAAUAUAUAUAUAUUUCUGAAACUGGUAAUGGUGCAAUUUUCAGUUUCUUCAGUUUGAAAAAAGACUGCUGCUUUUACUCAAUGUGUAUAUUUUUUCUGUGAGUAUAGAUAAAAAAUGUUUCCCUUCAAAUGUCCCAAUGUAAUUUCUAUUGUUGCAUAAGUGACCCCUUGUUUAAAACCAAAAUGGGGAAAUACAAUGGAACAAAACAUUAAUCACUAAUAAAAUGGGUAAUAAAAUGGCACAUGUGUCAUUAUGAGUGCCAUAAUUUGACUGUG
Molecule: messenger RNA, 7030 nt
Organism: Polypterus senegalus (gray bichir)
Lineage: Eukaryota; Metazoa; Chordata; Cladistia; Polypteriformes; Polypteridae
Gene: gfra2b
Product: GDNF family receptor alpha 2b
Exons: 9
Coding region: 564-1994 (476 amino acids)
Biological process (GO): nervous system development
Cellular component (GO): external side of plasma membrane; signaling receptor complex
Molecular function (GO): signaling receptor activity
Source: RefSeq, a predicted model, not a curated record